Messenger RNA from Trematosphaeria pertusa, 1518 nucleotides. RefSeq names its product S-adenosyl-L-methionine-dependent methyltransferase. Bases 100 to 1461 code for a protein of 453 amino acids. The record is from RefSeq and is a predicted model, not a curated record. Gene Ontology annotation, molecular function: O-methyltransferase activity. The transcript has 5 exons. NCBI's taxonomy places the organism in Eukaryota, Fungi, Ascomycota, Dothideomycetes, Pleosporales, Trematosphaeriaceae.
CCUCUAUACCAGCUGCGGUUGCUAGUUGGGAAAAAUUGAUGAUGCUCCAAGGCCCGGCAUCGGUACGGACGAUCACGAUUGCACAGCACCGCUAGCAUCAUGUUCCCAUCAGAUAUUCAAGAGCUUGCGAACAUAAUCGCAUACAACACUGCCAUCUACAAACAUCAUUUAGCCUCGAACAACCUGCCAGCACCUUCUCACCAUGAACUGCCGCCCGAUAAACCCAUUACGCUACCGGAAGACAUUGAGAAUGCACGACAAUCAGCGCUCGAAGCGGCUCAUGAGCUUCAAAGCCUCCUCAACGGGUCAAUAGGCCAUAUCAUGGAUGCAGCUACACGAAGUACACGGAUCAUGACGCUUCAUUUCAUCCACACAUACAAAGUCGGGUACAAUCUUGGCUGGGGCGAGAAAACCACUUUCGGAGAGAUCGCGAAGCAGUCGAACCUCGAUGAAGAUGAUACGAAGCGGAUGGUUCGGCUGGCCAUAACUGAGCACUUCUUCACCGAGCCAGAGAACGGGGUGGUGAUGCACACGGCAGCCUCAUAUGAGCUCGCGCGCAAUCGAUUGCUCUCCGCGUGGGUCGGGCUGACAACGCAAGAGAACUGGCCGCCGAUGUUAAAGAUCACAGAAGCCCUCGGAAGGUAUCCCGGCUCCGAGGAACCACUUCAAUCGGCGUACGCUAUGGCGCACAACAUUUCGGAGGACGCAUUCAAGAUCUGGGAGAAGGAUCCGGCACGUAUCGCACAGUUUUCAGAUGCCAUGGCCUUCCUUCACUCCGAUUCCGGCUUCCAGCCGUUAGAAGUCCUGGUCGGAUGCGACGUCAGUCACGUUCCCUCGCCCGCGUUCGUCGAUGUCGGCGGUUCAAAGGGUCACGUCAGUAUUCAGAUUGCGCGGCAACACCCAGAGUGGAGAUUCAUCGUCCAAGACUCACCGCAGACUAUCGCUCAUGCGCCGGCAGAAGUUCCGGUAGAUGUUGAAGACAAGGUGUCAUUCCAAGCUCACGACUUUUGGACGGAGCAGCCAGUUAAAGGUGCAGAUGUGUACUUUUUCAAGACGAUAUUCCACGACUGGAGUGAUAAGUAUGCAGUCAAGAUACUGCGGGCUUUGAUCCCUGCGUUGAAACCUGGAGCAAGGGUCAUAAUUGCCGAUGUGUGCAUUCCUCCCAUAGGCGCGGUCAGUUUGUAUAAGGAGCAUUGGAUCCGAGGGCUCGAUAUUGUAAUGAAGUGCUUUACUAAUGCCAGGGAGCGAGAAUACGAUGAUUGGGCUGCGCUUUUCUUGAAGACGGAUUCUCGAUUUAGAUUCCUAGGAGCUAGAACGCCGGCGGGGAGUAAGGCUUCAUUCAUUGAAGCGGAAUGGUAUCCAGCGCCGGGCGAAUGUCCUGGCGAUGUUACCAUGAAUUACUCCGUGGUCCGGGAAAAUGGCACAGCAAGUCACGAGUGUGUUGGAGUAGAAACGGACUGAGAUGUGUUCUAACGAAAGGAGCUACCUAGGUGCGCCCGAAUUAAGACUGAAUUAUAC